Messenger RNA from Paramuricea clavata, 6340 nucleotides. NCBI's taxonomy places the organism in Eukaryota, Metazoa, Cnidaria, Anthozoa, Malacalcyonacea, Plexauridae. The record is from the annotation of a GenBank genome assembly.
AGGAAACAUCAAAUUUUUAGAAUUAGCCAUAAAAAGUAAACAGGUGCUGUCAUGCAUACAUAUAUAUGUUCUUUCUGAUAUUUCCUGAUAUUAUCUAUUAGAAAUUCGGAAAUGGCAGAUUUGUGUGCUGAACUUCAUACAAGAACUACAACUGAUCAUGAUCGUAGUGACAAGUUGGUGGGUAUUUUAUAAUUAUUAUUUAAAUUAAUACAGUUUAUACUGUUGCUAUUUCGCUGUCGUCAUGCAGUCGUUAUAAUGCAAAUUUUAAAUUUGACCAAUCAGUUCGCUAUUUAUGACAGUCUGCCAUAUUUUUGAGAUCAGUGAGGAUGACCACCCACCGUUGGUCACCCACGCCCGCGAUCAUUGAUGAACUUUAGACUUCACUAAUGCUUUCAUUUCCCCGGGUGUAAAUAGCUGUUAAGUUAUACUGCAAGAGGGGCAGUAUAAACAUUAAACAGUGCUGAUGUUGCAUGCCCCCGGCCUUGCAAGGCAUUUUAGGGAUGCAAAAGCUGUUAGGGGGUGCCAUGGAACUGCAUGAAAUGAAGCCAAAAUUGUCAAUUCUAUAUUAAAGUGAGAAUUGGCCAAAUAAGUAAAGCUAUGAGCGGCAUGUAUUGAACUGUCUUAAAGGAUUUUUGGAAAUGUUUUACCACCCCUCCCCUUCAAGACACAUAUAAUGGUGGCCGCCAAGUGAUAGCACACUGGUACUUAAAUCUGUUAUGGUUGGGUUGGUUAGUUGUGUCAAGGGUCAGCCUGUAAGUUUACUGUCUAUAAUUAGUCAGUGAGGAUGUUUUAUGCACACUGUGUAAUAUUUUGUCGGACAAAUAGCAGUUAAACAUUGGGAUCCACUGUCAGGGUCCAGGACAAAACAUAGGGACCCCUAUUACCUCAUAAUUGUAAAACAGGAGAUUGCAGUUUAUUACAUAUUAUCUUGCACUGGCAUGUACUGUAGGAUUUAAAUUCUUGGUUAAGCAAUCUUGUAUCAAGAAAAUUUAAACCCUUCAAAUCAUGUUGGUGGCCGCCCUUUUGAAAAUGAAGAUUAACCACCUCGAAAAUUGCUCUAUGAUCAUCUCAGUGCUGCACCAAAGAUAAUAUACUAAAGGUAAUCCUACUUCCACCCUUGAUGUACGUCCUACAGUACCUGAGAUGUCAGUUAGCUCAUAUGUUCUGAAUUUUAACAGACUUAGGCAAUUUCAAAGGGUUAAGGUUAGGUAAAGGCUCAAAAAUGAUGUAAGGUCACUCAAGCCUAAAUACUGUAAGAACAUUUUAAACCCAUUGAGCCGCAAUGUGCCCUACUUGUUUUUUUUUACUUGUCUAACGCCGGACGAUUUUACUCAUCAAUGGGGAAGCUAGCUCUGCAGCUUUAAUAUAAUGAAUGGGCUAAACUAACAAAUCUUAGCAUAAUAUAAUUUUCUUACAAUUAAGGAGUGGUCACUAAGUAAGUGGUGGAAAAAAAGAUUUCAUAGCCCUCAUCAGAAACAAAGAUAAAGCAUAUACAGUAUUUUGUUACCUGUAUUUAUGGUAGCCUAGCAUUUGCACACACUCCUUUUACACUAUAGGUUAUCAGCCCUAGCUGAGGCUGCAUUUCAGUGUACAUGCAAGUUAAUUAACCCAUAAUGUGGCCUAAUGGCCCUACUUUGUUAUUUCCUCAGUGUCUAAUACCACAUGCUUUUACUCAUCAAGGGAGAGUGCUUUCACUCUCUGGGUUAAACAAAAGAAAUCUCAUCGGAAUCUCCUUACAAUAUUUGCGUUCCAUUUGCCAUUGAGUUAAUUAAAAGUACAUUUAUCAGGGGAUUUCUUGAAAUCCACCAAUUCAAACUAUACUGUAUUUCAGUUAAAAGUAUGGAUCAUUAAAAAGUUUUAAUACUGCAUUAGUUAUGUACAUGUAAUAUUAUAUUAUUGUUAUAGAUCAAUUUAAAGCUUCUUGUUGUGGCAACUGAUAAAACGUUAUGGGUACAGUAUGCAUUAUAUUUUAAAAUCUAAAUCAGACUUGAUCUCUGUUUUCACGAUUAUGGUGUACACUACAUUAGGCCACACAAAAAAUUACUUGUUUAGCGUCCCCGCCCGACCUGAUAAAAGUCCCCGACCUCCAAUUUUUUAAUUUUUUUUUUUUUAAAUCUGUCCGAGUUUAGUGCAAAAACUCUCUAUAAAAAGAUCGUUUUACUUGAAAAAAUGGUGAUUUUAUUCUUCUGGGAGCUAUGCAAUACGUUUACACAAAGUUUUCUUCCCAGAAUAUGCCUGUUCGCACCUAAAGUGUUCGCGCGUGACCGCCAAACAGUAAUUUUCUGUUUUAUUAAAAACAUGAACGGUAUUAAAAAACAUGAACGGAUUUUGAAAGAAUUAAAGUGAGUUUUGACUGUGGUAAUAUACUGGAUUUCCUGCAUUUAGCAGAAUUUUGUGUUGCAUUUUACGAAAAAAAACCCAAAAAAACCCGCCCGCCCGACCUAGAAAAAUUAAAAUGGGUGGACGCUAAACAAGUAAUUUUUUUUAUGUCAUGGCCUUAUUGAGAUCCCUAUGAAUAUCACAUCUCAAAAUUCAAAAUAUUCAGGGGGUGGGAGGGCACUCCCGGACUUCUCUAAAGGAUUCCCCACCCAAAUAUUGAGCACUGUACCCGACCUAAGUUGGAAAUGCUAACUUUUGCGAGUAAAAAUUGGAGAAGUAUAACCAAAGGCGCAACAUCUACUGUAGACCGCGAGCAGUCCCUCGGGAGAAAGGAGGGACCGCCGGAAACACAUCAAGAAACGAAAUACGCCCACUUUUCGCUUUUGUCAAGUUGGCUCCGCCUUUGCAUAAACAUUACUUAUAUAUCCAAUUAAAUACAUCCAAUAGGAACCGUUAAUGUCAUGUUUAUUUAUAAGUCAGAUCAACGUUGCGCAUGCGUGCUUUCGCACACGUCGCCUCUUCUCGCCUCUCCGCCAAUUAACUUGAUGUUGCAGCAAGACAUUGAAUUGCUAUGUAUAAGGUAAUCCGCAGCCUUAAGGUUGUUGCGUUACCGUAAGGUUGCAUCAUUUGCUAAUUGUUGUUAAUUUUUUAUACGUAUAGAGCAAGACGAUUGCAAAUUUCUAUUUUAUUUUUAAAGCCCUUGAAGAGGAGCUAUCUUGUUACAGUAAGUACAAUGAUGAAUAAAGAUUAAAAAGUAAUGCAGUACUAGUGUAUUAAGGUAACGUAUUCAUUACACUUGUAUUUUGUUCCAGAAUUUAACUUGACAAAAUUAGUGUUAUCGGAAUAUCACGCAACGUAUUCCUAUGCGACCAGGUCGAUUAUAUACAGUCAGUAUAUAAGCCAACAGUAUACAAGCCAACGAAAACGUUCGCUUGAAACGUCGACGUUCUGCUUAUAUUUUUUAGGUAGUUGUAUAUCCUUCACAUCGCAGCUCUCUAUCUCUGUAUGCCAUUUCAAUGUACACGAGUUAAAUAAAUCCGGUAACCUGCAGGAUCUUGUUAAAAAAAUGUUCCUCUUAAAUAUAAUCUUGUAAAUACGCUGGUGGCCUUACAGUACUUGCCGUUCUUCCCGAGUCCGAGAAUCUCCAAGUGCAAGUAUUGGCACAGAAAUUGCCCUACCCUUGGUACCAGUAUCAGAAGGCUGGAUCAGCCUCUCUGUACAUUUCUUUAUUUAUUAGAAAAUGUAUGUCUCCCUUUUGUUCUUGACUUCUUGUAGCUAUAGAAAGCAAAAACUGAUGCCUUUUAGGCAGAGUUGUUAACACGUCUUAUUUUGCAAGUUUAUGAAAGUCACAAGUCACCAUGACAAUUAUAUAUAUUAAUAUACUAUACAUUUCACAGUCAUACUGCGAUAUGCCAAUUCGACUGCACUAUAUAGCAACAGUACAUCACACGAUUCCACUGCACAACGACUUUGUAAGGCGACGUAAAGUCUUGCCCUGCUUUGUUUUCCAUUGGCUCUGUCAUUUUUGGUACACGAUCCAUCAUAUACAUGCGAGCAUCGUAUAUAUAUAUAUAUAUAUAUAUAUAUAUAUAUAUAUAUAUAUAUAUAUAUAUAUAUAUAUAUAUAUAUAUAUAUAUAUAUAUAUAUAUAUAUUUAUAUUUAUAUAUAUAUAUAUAUAUAUAUAUAUAUAUAUAUAUAUAUAUAUAUAUAUAUAUAUAUAUAUAUAUAUAUAUAUAUAUAUAUAUAUAUAUAUAUAUAUAUAUAUAUAUAUAUAUAUAUAUAUAUAUAUAUAUAUAUAUUUGGUUGGUUUUUUUUUGGGGGGGGGGUUCUAUUACUAGUUUAAUACUACUAGUUUAGGGGCGCGCCUAGCAGGGGUCUCGUUCCGUUUACGCUAUCCCCUUUGGACUUAAAUCUUGUAAAUAUUUCUACUAUAUUGUGUCCAGUAAAGUUGAUACUACAGUAUUAGACAGAAUAUUGACUUAAACAAUUUUAAAAAUUUCUCAUGACGUCACAAGGUCACAAGGAUUAUGGUAAGAUUUGAAAUAGCGUUAGGUUUCCGAUUAUUAGGGUUAGAAUUGGAAUCAGAAUUGUAUUUAAAUUGAGAUUGUUACUGAUUGGAAAUUGACCGAAAUUUCUGUUAAUUUAACAGAAGAUCACAAACAUAUCUGGUGUCUUUAUAUCCCUGAGCUUUUGCGAAGCAAGGCAUUUGAAGAGGUAGGAGAAAUAUACCACUGUCUUGGGUUUAAAAUAACGUCUGUCUGUAUCACAGUUGCAUUCGUAAAAAAUCCAUAUGUAACAAACCUAUAUAGUGCAUGAAACACUCAUACUCUAUUAAGUGUUAUGCAUAUUAUUAUACAAGUAAUGAAUGUUUAUGGGUGCAAUGGUAAAAAAUAUUUUCAUGAGGUGAAAGAUGGAAUCUUCCAUCCACGAGGCGACAUCCGAGUUUUACAUAACACCAUACAGCAAAAUCAAUGAUUAUUUUUUAUUGAAUUAAUUACAAAACAAACACAUGCCCGAGUCGCAUGUACUAUAGAAAUUCAAAAAAGAUGACUCAAAAAAUGUUUGAGUGAGGAAGUACUGUAAUGUAACAAUGGCAUUUAUUUAACUCGACAUUGUCAUAAAAAAUAAUAUUUUUAGUGAUUUUUACACCCGCCAUUUUGCUUCGCAGAAUUUGUGCAUUUGAAUUUAAUUCCAUCGGCCUCAUUACGUAGAUUUGGUUAGAUGAGCUACGGUUAGGAUACGAUUAAGAUUUUGACGGAUGGAAUUUAAUGAAAACCGAACUGUGCAAUGAAACAAAACGUAUAGUACAAAAAUGGGCUCAGCAAAGUGGUAAUUUUAUUCCUUAUCAUGUGAUCAUAAUCAGCCAGUUAAAUGACAAGAAUUUAAUGAGGUGUCAUAUAAUGUUAUUUAUUAUUAGGAUUUACGAUACUUCUUUGGAGACAACUGGUCGUCUUUAGUUUUUCCAAGCCCAGCCACAGUAAGUACUGGUUUCUAGAAAGAGAUAUCAAGUGUGAUUUGUGUGAACUGCAGCGUUUAUCUUUUAACUCUUGUAGCAAUAAGAACGUCUUUAAAUGGACACCAGUAAUUUAUCAUGUGCGAACAUCGAUACCAGCACCACAUAGAACUAUUUAUUCUACAGCGCAAAACUUGGUAACAGCUUUGAACAUGGAAAAAUUGUAUGCCAUUUAUUUCAGGACCAUUAUUAGGGCCGGAGAUUAAUUGUUGCUAGGCUUACUUGCUAGGCUAACUUGCUACUUAGCUUUUUCACAGCUGGGAUCCCGUGUGGGGUUGACGUGGCGGAUUUAAGGGGGGGAGGGGGGCUGUCUAAUUACUUUAUGGUUGAGUAAAUCGUGCAACCUUGUUCUGUUUAAUGCUGCACGUGGUCUUCGUCGUGCGGAGCCUCGUUCAUUAGUUUCACCUUUUUUCUAUUUUCUAUUCCUUUAACUUUCAAUUUGUACACUUGUAUUGUUAUAUAAUGUUUACGAAGGGGUUAACCUUGCUGGGACUUCGAGUCCGUUUGUUAGUCCCUCAUCAAGUUACUCAAAAUUGUUGUGAUUACUUUCACUCUAUCUUAUUUGUAUGUACUCUAGCUUAUGUUGUUUAUAAUUAACUCGAUAAAAGUUUCUAAAUAAAUAAAUCAAAAUGGAGCGUGCAAGGCCCAUAUAAUGUAUUUGCAUAUAAUGUAUGUAUAAAUGUACCAGAACGUCAUAUGUGUUAGGUUGAAGUGCAAUGUUUUCAAAUGAAGUAUUUUUUAAGAUUUAUUUUUUAUGUUUUUAUAGAAAGACUUUACCCAGCAUAUUCACGAUGUUGCCAAAGAAAAUCCAACAUAUUUAGUAGCUUAUUGUCAUUCAUUUUAUCUUGCGUUAAUGGCAGGCGGUCAGGUAAUAACUUCGAGUCACGACCGAAAUUUGCACAAAAAUGAUCCAGUCGCUGAUUAUCCAUGACAUCGUGAGCUCAGCCA